GUUUACAGCAGCACUGCUCAGGAAAUGACACGCAAGGUUAGCGCUGCUGCUGGUGGCUUGCCACGCGCCUAGAGAAUCACCAUACAGACAUCAUAUUUCCGUUCUUCUGAAUUACAUGUCGAGUCGUCGUGAUUUUAAAGUCAUAUUUGUCCAUAUUUUUUUUUCGCUGGUGAAUUUUAGAUGGCUGUAUUUUUGCAAUUCAUUGUGCGCAGCAUUUGAAUGGCUCUUCAUUUUCAUCCCGAGAUCUGCAGUAUUUCAUGAGCAGCUCGGCGCUCCUCGCUGCGCAGCAUGGAGGACAGUGUUAGGAUGACAGAGGGACGGACGCAUCGCCUGCACAUCGGAUAACGCUUUUCAAAGGACAAGCACACCAUUCAAGGCUAAUAUAAAUGAAUGGUCGCGGUUUCUGAGCUGGCAGACUCUGCUUUGCAGGGCUGGCAUUUUACUUAACAGACAUGCCGAGACUUGAGGGCAAACGGGGCGCCGUCAUUCUUUCGGCACUGUCAGUCAUCAGCGUAUUUAUUUUUUGUGAAUAUAUCAUAUAUUACCCGACGAUCCUGCGGUGCCACUGGCCCCGGGGGGGUGAAGAGGAUGGGCUGCCGGCCCUUCGCGUUUUAUUUCUGGCUGAUACCCACCUGCUGGGCGCCAUCAGGGGACACUGGUUCGACAAACUGCGGAGGGAGUGGCAAAUGGAAAGGGCCUUCCAGACCGCUCUCUGGCUCCUGCAGCCUGAGAUAGUCUUCAUCUUGGGGGACAUCUUUGACGAGGGGAAGUGGAGCUCCCGACAGGACUGGAAGCGUGACGUCCAGCGAUUUCUGCGGAUGUUCCGACACCCCAGAGACACGGAGCUGAUCGUACUUAUCGGAAACCACGAUGUUGGAUUCCAUUACGAGAUGAACAGAUACAAGCUGGAUCGCUUUCAGAGGCUCUUCAAUUACACAUCCGCCAAGAUUCUCAGCAGGAAAGGGGUUAACUUCGUGCUGGUGAACAGCGUGGCCAUGCAGGGUGACGGCUGUGCUAUCUGCCAGGCCGUCGAGGAUGACCUGCUUCAGCUGUCCCAGGACCUCAACUGCUCUUUGCAGGGCCUGCCGUCAUACGCCGUGCAGGAACAGUGCCGCGGCAGACGGAGCCUGCCUCCCUCCGCUCCCAUCCUCCUGCAGCACUACCCUCUGUACAGAGUCAGUGAUGCCAGCUGCUCAGGGAAAGAUGUAGCUCCACCGGAAGAGCGACACCUGCUGUUUAAAGAGCGAUACGACGUGCUCUCCAGGGAGGCCUCCAAGAAGCUGCUGAGGUGGUUUCAUCCCCGCCUCAUCCUCAGUGGUCACACCCACAGCGCAUGCGAGGUCCUGCAUGAGCAGAAGUACCCCGAGAUCAGCGUGCCCUCCUUCAGCUGGAGGAACCGCAACGACCCCAGCUUCAUCCUGGGCACCAUCUCCCCAAGACACUUCGCCCUCCAGAAGUGCUUCCUCCCUGAAGAGAGCACGGUCAUCGGUGUUUACUGUGCCACCGGCAUCACCCUCGCCCUCUUGCUCACUGUCCACUGCCACUCCCUCAGGGUUGGCAAUCUCAAGUCCCCAUGAACCCCCUGAGCUUGAGGGAUCCAGAGUAGGCCUGUGCAUGGGCACGCUUGGAAGGUGGCUGAUUUUCUCAUUCCGCUGAAGCGUAGUGGACAUCUAUGGUCUUCGCGCCGUCUCUGUCCCAUGUCAUGUGAUGGGGGGGAGGGGGGGGGGUGGUUUUGUACCCCAAAAAACAGAGCCUGUGCACUGAAGUAACAAGCUAAUGCUUAGUUGGGGUUUGCUUAUUGCAAAUGUAAUUUAAACAACUGUAAAAAAUACACAGGUCAUCACUGACUAGAGAACCGCAGAGAGACGGGAGCAGCUGUGGGAGGGAAAGACACAGCUUAUUGCUAAAACACCCCCCCACUAAAUCAUGUGAUCUAAGGAAUGUCAUUUCCAUCAACGAUUAAAGAGAAAUAUUCACACA
This is a messenger RNA of Brienomyrus brachyistius, 1980 nucleotides long. It is a transcript of the gene mppe1, whose product is annotated as metallophosphoesterase 1. The transcript has 9 exons. The coding region runs from base 453 to 1577 and encodes 374 amino acids. Lineage: Eukaryota; Metazoa; Chordata; Actinopteri; Osteoglossiformes; Mormyridae. Gene Ontology annotation, cellular component: endoplasmic reticulum-Golgi intermediate compartment. Gene Ontology annotation, biological process: endoplasmic reticulum to Golgi vesicle-mediated transport; GPI anchor biosynthetic process. The record is from RefSeq and is a predicted model, not a curated record. Gene Ontology annotation, molecular function: phosphoric diester hydrolase activity.